UAAUGAUUUGCGGAAAAACAGUCCAGAAAAGUUACUUUUUCAUUGAAAGUUUGCGUGUUAGAGGACCUGAAUCAAAACACUUCUGAGUAAGAUGAACUAAGUAGUGAACGGAGUGGAAAGACACCAUGGUGGAACCAGUUCCUGAAUCCAUCCACUUUCCCUCUGAGGAGGAACGGGUGCUCCAGUUGUGGAAGGACAAGGAUUGCUUCCAAGAAUGUCUCAAACAGUCCAAGAACCGACCAAGGUACACAUUCUAUGAUGGGCCUCCAUUUGCCACUGGUUUGCCUCAUUAUGGUCACAUCCUGGCUGGUACCAUCAAAGACAUUGUCACCAGGUUUGCCCAUCAGAGCGGCUUUCAUGUAGACAGGAGAUUUGGCUGGGAUUGCCAUGGAUUGCCUGUGGAAUAUGAGAUUGAUAAGACGCUUGGCAUUAAAGGGCCAGAGGAUGUGGCCAAGAUGGGGAUCGCUGAGUACAACAAGCAGUGCAGGAACAUUGUUAUGAGAUACUCAAAUGAAUGGGAGGUAUCUGUAACCCGUAUGGGAAGAUGGAUUGACUUUAAGAAUGACUACAAGACUCUUUACCCUUGGUUCAUGGAGACUGUUUGGUGGGUGUUUAAGCAGCUGUAUGACAAAGGCAUGGUCUACAGGGGAGUGAAAGUCAUGCCAUUCUCCACUGCCUGCAAUACUCCCCUGUCUAACUUUGAAUCUCACCAGAACUACAAGGAUGUCCAAGACCCAUCUGUCAUUGUCAGCUUCCCUUUGUUGGAGGAUGAGGCUGUGAGUCUUAUUGCCUGGACCACCACCCCCUGGACCCUGCCCAGUAACCUGGCCCUCUGUGUCAAUCCAGAGUUCCAGUAUGUCAAGGUCAAAGAUAAUGCCAUUGGGAAGGUCUAUAUCAUGAUGGAGGCACGUCUGGGAGCUCUGUUCAAGUCGGAGGCUGAGUACACCCUGCUGGACAAGUUCCCUGGCAAGGCACUGAAAGGGAAGAAGUAUAAGCCACUCUUUGAGUACUUCAGCAGGUGUAAGGAGACUGGGGCCUUCCAGGUGGUGUUGGAUAACUAUGUCCGUGAAGAAGAGGGUACAGGAGUGGUCCACCAGGCUCCAUACUUUGGCGCUGAUGAUUAUCGCGUCUGUAUGGACUAUGACAUUAUUCAGAGAGACUCUGCGCCAAUCUGUCCUGUGGAUUCAUCCGGCUGCUUCACGGCUGAAGUCACCCACUUUGUUGGGCAAUAUGUGAAGGAUGCUGACAAAAACAUCAUCAAAUGUUUGAAAGAAAAUGGCCGCCUGGUAAACGCCAGCUCGUUUAAACACAGCUACCCUUUCUGCUGGAGGUCAGACACCCCGCUGAUCUACAAGGCAGUACCAAGCUGGUUUGUUCGUGUUGAGCACAUGGUUGAGAAACUUUUGGAAAACAACGGCAAAUGUUACUGGGUGCCAGAGUUUGUGCGGGAGAAGCGAUUUGGCAACUGGCUGCGUGACGCUCGUGACUGGGCCAUCUCACGGAACCGCUACUGGGGCACCCCUAUCCCACUGUGGGUCAGCGAUGACUACGAGGAGGUUGUGUGUGUGGGCUCCAUGGCUGAGCUUGAAGAGCUGAGUGGAGUGAAAGUAACCGAUCUGCAUCGGGAGAGCAUUGAUGAUCUGACCAUUCCUUCUCGCUGUGGCAAAGGCCAGCUGAAGCGUGUGUCCGAGGUGUUUGACUGCUGGUUUGAGAGUGGCAGUAUGCCUUACGCUCAGGCCCACUAUCCCUUCGAGAACCGCAGGGAGUUUGAAGACACCUUCCCUGCUGACUUCAUCGCAGAGGGCAUCGACCAGACCAGAGGAUGGUUUUACACACUGCUGGUGCUGUCUACUGCCCUCUUUGGGAGACCGCCCUUCAAAAAUGUGAUUGUCAAUGGACUGGUGCUGGCCAGUGAUGGGCAGAAGAUGAGCAAAAGGAAGAAGAACUACCCUGACCCAACUCUUAUUGUGCACAACUAUGGCGCUGAUGCCUUGAGGCUCUACCUGAUCAACUCCCCGGUGGUGCGAGCGGAGAACCUGCGCUUCAAGGAGGAGGGCGUGAGAGAUGUGCUCAAGGAUGUCUUCCUGCCCUGGUACAACGCCUAUCGCUUCCUGGUGCAGAAUGUCCACAGGUUGCAAAAGGAGGAGGGCACCCCAUUCAUGUACCAUGAGGGCACUGCCAAGACCAGCAGCAACAUCAUGGACAAGUGGAUCCAGUCCUUCACGCAGUCACUGAUCCAGUUCGUCAAGGCUGAGAUGGAAGGGUACAGGCUCUACACUGUGGUUCCCAGACUGGUCAAGUUUGUGGACAUGCUCACCAACUGGUAUGUGCGGACCAACCGCAGGCGUCUGAAGGGUGAGAGUGGAACGGAGGAUUGCUUGUGGGCGUUGGAGACCCUCUUCAGUGUGCUGUUCUCCAUGUGCCGGCUGAUGGCUCCCUUCACUCCCUUCAUCACAGAGAUGAUGUAUCAGAACCUCCGGCAUCUGAUCCAUCCAUCCAGUGUGGAGGAGAAGGACGCCAGCAGCAUUCACUACCUUAUGCUGCCUCAAGUCAGGGAGUCAGUGAUUGACAAGCGCAUUGAGAGCGCCGUGUCCCAGAUGCAGUCUGUCAUUGAGCUGGGCCGAGUCAUCCGGGACAGGAAGACCAUGCCUGUGAAGUAUCCCCUGAAGGAGGUGGUGGUGAUCCACCAGGACCCUGAAGCUCUCCAGGAUAUCCAGUCCCUACAGAAGUACAUUCUAGAGGAGCUGAAUGUGCGCCAGCUUACUCUGUCCACUGACAAAGACAAAUAUGGCAUCCGUCUGAGGGCGGAGCCUGAUCACAUGGUGCUGGGCAAGCGUCUGAAGGGAGCCUUCAAGUCUGUCACUGCCUCCAUCAAGGAGCUCAAGAGUGAGCAGCUGGAGGUGUUCCAGAAGACUGGUUCCAUUGUGGUGGAUGGCCAUGAGCUCCAUGAGGAGGAUCUGCGUUUGAUGUACACCUUUGAUCAGACCUCUGGCUCAUCAACUCAGUACGAGGCCCACUCCGAUGCGCAGGUGCUGGUUCUGCUCGAUGUUACACCAGACCAGUCCAUGGUGGAUGAAGGUGUUGCCCGUGAGGUCAUCAACCGCAUUCAGAAAUUGCGCAAAAAGGGCCACCUGGUUCCCUCUGAUGAAAUCACAGUGUACUACAGCUGCCAGCCUGCAGGGGAGUACCUGGACAAAGUUAUCCAGGCACACACAGACUUCAUCCUGGCCACCACCAAGGCUCCACUCAAAGCCUACCCUGUGCCCAGCACGGCCAGUGUCAUCAUUCAGGAGAAAACUCAACUGAAGGGUGCAGACCUGGAUCUGACCAUCGUGAAGGGAGCCGCAGCUUCAAGAGCCCCCCUUAAUGGCCCAGCCUGUGCCUACGUCAACCUCAGACUUCAUUUCGGCAGCAAGGAGCAAGAGGGUGUUGUGCUUCUGGAGAAUCCCAAAGGAGACAACAAGCUUAAUGUGGAGAAACUGAAAACGGUGUGCCAGAGCAUCUUUGGGCAGCAGAACUCCUCAUUUGCAGUGUUCAAUGGGAAGAAUGAGCUAACUGGAAAAAGUGAUCUGUUUGCACUGAGUGGGAAGACUCUGGAUGUGUCCACAAAUGGAGUCUCCAGUGAAGCUCCCAGCUCUAACACCCUACUCUGUCCCUAUGUCAACCUCCAACUUGUCAAUGCUCAGCCUUCAGAAUGCCAAAGUGGGGAUGUGGGAACUCUGCUGCUGUCCAACCCAGUGGGCCAGAAUGGCCUUACGCGGAACAGCCUCCUCACAGAGACCGGCAAGGUGUUUGGCCUCCGCAGUCGAAGACUCAAGCUCUUCCUGGAUGAAGACCUCUCACAAGAGUUCACAGAUCAAUGUCCUCUGAAGACCCUGAACGCGAAAACUUUGUUUGUUUGGGUGCGGCCCACAACUGCUGAAGCCUGAAUAUGAGGGAACCUACAUCAAAGAUGUGAAGUGACCUGUCCACCUUCAAUAUUAACAAUACUGUACAACUUCUUUUGUUGCUGAAGAAUGAUGUGGAAAGUCUCUACUUUUCUUAUCAGGUCAGAAAGGGCUCUGUUCACCAUUCUGGGCUUUCUUUAGGGAAUAAUCAGAAGGACUGUGGAGAAUCUGUCUAGUGGGUGUGGAAUCUUCUGUUUUUAGGUGCCAUAUACGUAAGGGAAAUGUCAAUCAUGGGGAAAUUAAGAACAAAACGUUACAAUUUUAAACAUACAUACUGUUUUACAACAUAAUUUGUGUCUCAUUUGUUGCCUAAUGUUGAAGGUUUCCCCAAUGAACUCCUGGCUUUCAAAGCACACUCUCAAAUUGGUCCUUCUAUAUGAACCUAAAACAUGAUGCAUAUAACUUUAGAAACAAACAAAUAAAGUACUUUGAACCAUCA
Molecule: messenger RNA, 4386 nt
Organism: Sardina pilchardus (European sardine)
Lineage: Eukaryota; Metazoa; Chordata; Actinopteri; Clupeiformes; Clupeidae
Gene: iars1
Product: isoleucyl-tRNA synthetase 1
Exons: 34
Coding region: 126-3929 (1267 amino acids)
Biological process (GO): isoleucyl-tRNA aminoacylation
Molecular function (GO): tRNA binding; aminoacyl-tRNA deacylase activity; ATP binding
Source: RefSeq, a predicted model, not a curated record